AUGAACGGCAACUUCAAUCAAUAUAUCAAUAAUUGUGAUAACUUGGAUGAGGAAAUCAGUGUCACGGAUUUUAUCAAAACUUUGAAAAAAGUCGAAUCUUGCGACACUUUGAAUGGAAAAGAGAGGGAUUCAACCAGCUCUUCUUCGUCAACUGACAAAUUGGCCAAAAUUCCGGAUGAUAAGAAAAUCGAUAAAAAGUAAGCUUCAUCUUGUUUUUUCCUAUUCAUUGUCAGAAUUACAAUUUCAGAGCGAGCGCUAAUGAUUUGUUGCAAAAUAUGAGAAAACGUUUUGUUCAUCGUGCAACUGAACCAAUAUUUCAUGCUCUUCCGGAGGCUCAGGUAAGCAGGUGUGUAUUUAAUAUUGUUCUUUGUGAAAUUAGCUCCAGAAUGAUACCAAAUAUUACAUUGAAACUUUUGAAAAUCAAUUGGAAACUAUCGAAAAAAAAGAAAAUGUCUCCUCUCUCUUCAUUUGGCUCCGCCCACUCGCACACAAAACAUAGCAUGCCGCUAUGCCAGCGAGAUGUCUGGCUGUUUGCAUGUUUAUAUGUUGGCGAGUGGGCGGCUCAUAAACUUACCUGGUUGGGGAUACUCCGCGAUCAUCAAGGCGGCGUUCCUAUGGCGAGGCCUAUUCAUUGCACUUUCGAAUGGGCUGACCUGUAUGGCAAUCUCGAGUUGAGAUUCGCCAACAACUAAAUUUUUGCGUAUUGGGUUGCCUUGUGUAACCCUAAAAAUUGUGGGAACAAAUAGAAAAAAAGCAUCAAAGAAUGCUGAGAGAAGUUAUAUAAGUUUUUUAGGAGCAGCGUGGAUGCUCAAGCUGCACCGGUAACGGAGGAAGCCAUGGCGACUGCAGCGAAUGCGUCCGAAGCGACGCCAACAACCAGCGACGUCGCGGCACCGACUUUGUAA
This is a messenger RNA of Caenorhabditis angaria, 905 nucleotides long. Lineage: Eukaryota; Metazoa; Nematoda; Chromadorea; Rhabditida; Rhabditidae. The record is from the annotation of a GenBank genome assembly.